This is a messenger RNA of Cladocopium goreaui, 4140 nucleotides long. Lineage: Eukaryota; Dinophyceae; Suessiales; Symbiodiniaceae. The record is from the annotation of a GenBank genome assembly.
AUGUGCUACCCGAAGACAGAGGGCUGCUAUGAUCCCUAUGCAGUGAACUGUUACCUGGCAACCUGGGAAGAUCUGGGAAGGAUCUGGGAAGGAUCUGGGAAGGAUCUGGGAAGAUCUGGGAAGAUCUGUGAAGAUCUGGGAAGGAUCUGGGAAGGAUCUGGGAAGGAUCUGGGAAGAUCUGGGAAGAUCUGGGAAGAUCUGGGAAGGAUCUGGGAAGGAUCUGGGAAGAUCUGGGAAGAUCUGGGAAGGAUCUGGGAAGGAUCUGGGAAGGAUCUGGGAAGAUCUGGGAAGGAUCUGGGAAGAUCUGGGAAGAUCUGGGAAGGAUCUGGGAAGGAUCUGGGAAGGGUCUGGGAAGGAUCUGGGAAGGGUCUGGGAAGGUUCUGGGAAGGAUCUGGGAAGAUCUGGGAAGGAUCUGGGAAGAUCUGGGAAGAUCUGGGAAGGAUCUGGGAAGAUCUGGGAAGGAUCUGGGAAGGAUCUGGAAGGAUCUGGGAAGGAUCUGGGAGGAUCUGGGAAGGAUCUGGGAAGGAUCUGGGAAGGAUCUGGGAAGGAUCUGGGAAGAUCUCUGGGAAUGAUCUCUGGGAAGGAUCUGGGAAGGAUCUGGGAAGAUCUGGGAAGGAUCUGGGAAGGAUCUGGGAAGGAUCUGGGAAGGAUCUGGGAAGGAUCUGGGAAGAUCUGGGAAGAUCUGGGAAGGAUCUGGGAAGAUCUGGGAAGGAUCUGGGAAGGAUCUGGGAAGGAUCUGGGAAGGAUCUGGGAAGGAUCUGGGAAGAUCUGGGAAGAUCUGGGAAGAUCUGGGAAGGAUCUGGGAAGGAUCUGGGAAGAUCUGGGAAGGAUCUGGGAAGAUCUGGGAAGAUCUGGGAAGGAUCUGGGAAGAUCUGGGAAGGAUCUGGGAAGGAUCUGGGAAGAUCUGGGAAGGAUCUGGGAAGAUCUGGGAAGGAUCUGGGAAGAUCUGGGAAGGAUCUGGGAAGAUCUGGGAAGAUCUGGGAAGGAUCUGGGAAGGAUCUGGGAAGAUCUGGGAAGGAUCUGGGAAGAUCUGGGAGGAUCUGGGAAGAUCUGGGAGGAUCUGGGAAGGAUCUGGGAAGGAUCUGGGAAGAUCUGGGAAGAUCUGGGAAGGAUCUGGGAAGGAUCUGGGAAGGAUCUGGGAAGGAUCUGGGAAAGAUCUGGGAAGGAUCUGGGAGGAUCUGGGAAGGAUCUGGGAAGGAAUACGUCUGCAAGGACGAUUGGUCAGCCUAUUGCUGGGACAAGUCUUGGGGCAGUUGCCCGGUCACCUGCAGCUAUGAAGAAACAUAUUGCUAUUCCUAUGUCUAUGAUUCUACAGGAGAAGUGAACUGGACGGCUCCCCAGACCCAGUUCUGUGCCAACGCCACCACCGGUUGCCCUUGCGAUGCUCAGUGGGAGGACAAGUGCACUGACUCCUGGGGCUACAGCUGGUGCACUCCCAAGACUUUCCCGUGCCCAAUCACCUGCGCUAUGGAUGAGCAGAUCUGCUACCACGUCACGUACCUGGACAGUGGUGAACCUGAUUGGUCAGUCCCUAGUGAACAGACUCUUGGCGACGGAGAGGAGCUGCGCUCCUUGGAAUGGCAGCUGCCCAUGCCACCCCACUUUCGAGGACGCCGGUCUGCCCUGGGGGAUCCCCAGUCGUCACCACGGGGGAAGCUGAGUCGCUCGAAAUGGCACCUGCAGGAGCAAUGCAACACCAGCUGGGGCUAUUCCUACUGCCAGACAAAGCAUGGUGGCUAUACCUGUCCAAUAUCCUGCAAGGACAACGAGCACUACUGCACCACGAUUCCCUACGAUGAAUUUGGCAACGAGAACUAUUCCGCACCCUGGCAGGAGAGCUGCGCAGAUCCGGAAGUCGGGUGCCCUUGUGAUGCCACCUGGGAGCACAAGUGCACCGGCUGCUCCGCCCGAAUCACUGCAGGCUAUUCCUGGUGUCAGAGCAAGUUCGACAGUUGCCCAGUGGACUGCGGCACAGCAGUGACAUGCUGGCACUACAGUGGCAACAUGAGCUGUGCCACUGACAGCGGCUGCACCUGUGAAUCGGAUGAGCUCGCCUGUACGGAUUCUGCAGGAAAGACUGAGUGCUAUGCGAAGGAAUGGUACGGAGAAUCCUGUCCUUUGACAUGCAACUACGACACCGAGAACUGGUGCUAUCAAGUAGGAUUCGAUUCCCAGGGCUUCAUGACAUGGACCGAGUACUGCUACACCAAGACAAGUGCCGAUGAUUGGUAUUGCCCUGUGAUUUGCAACAGCGACACGGCCAAGACCUGCGGCUCGGGAGAUUUCGCGGAAUGCGUCCCAUUGACCGACGACUGCCCAGAGAUUUGCACCUCGGAGCAGCAGACCUGCUGGGUGGCCAACUAUGACGCCUCAGGCGGAGCGGAGCUGGCUGCGGAGCUGGCUGCGGAGCUGGGUGGUUUCUACUUGAAUGGCACUGACAAGUGUUGGCCAAAGGAUGAGGAUUGCCCAUGUGGUGCGAACACUGAACUGUGUAUCUUGGCGACCCGUUGCAUCGGCUCUUGGGUCGGAGGCACCUUUGAUGGCUGGUCGUAUUGCGAGGCAACCUAUUAUGGUUGCCCACUGGUUUGCGCAGCGGACGAGAAGUACUGCUACCCGAUGUCCUUCACGCCUGAAGGCUGGCAGAGUGAUUGGAUGGCGCCCGUCCAAGAAUCUUGUGCCAAGUUGAAUGCCACCUGCCCAUGUGGUGCAAACGCCAAGCCAUGCAAGUGGACAGAUGAUUGGGGCUAUGAAGAGGAGUGGUGCUUUGCAGAGGUGGAGUCAUGUCCGGUCACAUGCUCUUCAGAGCAGCAGAGGUGCUACCAGACCGACUACAACGCUUCUGGAUACCCAGAGAAAUUCUCCGAAAGCUGCGUCUCAGAGACCCGGUCGUGCCCGUGCGGAACCAAUUCCCAAGAAUGUUACGAUCCAAUCUUUGAAGAGACCUACUGCUAUCCUUUGGCGGACUUCUGGUUGAACGAACCGAUCAGCUGCCCCUUGUACUGUGCUGACGACGAAGACUACUGCUACAUUCCUAGCUACGAUGCCAAGGGCAAUUGGAUCAGAACAACGGAGGAAUGUGUUCCGAGGGGCCAGGCCUGCGACUGCACAAAGGGACAAAACGCAUUCUCGUGCACCUGGACUGAUCCGCUGUGGGGAUCCUGGACGGAAUGUCUGCCAACCCACAACGGAUAUUGCCCAACGGAUUGCCCAGCUGGAGAAGUGGCCUGCGACUUGGUGGAAGACUACCUGCCCAACGGCACCUCCUUGGGAUGGGUUCAGCCUUCCGUGAAAUGCGCUGCAAGCCACGAUCAAUGCCCCUGCGGCAAAGAGGCUUCGCGCUGUCCAAAGGAGGGCUGCAUCUUCAAGGACGAAGGAUGCGCCGUUGAGUGUGGUCCAAACGAGAAGAAGUGCUACCUGACGGACUACACUGCCGAUGGCUCAUUCAUCAGCGAUCAAGAACAAUGCGUGCCAGAUGGGGACACAUGCCCCUGCGGUAAGAACACAGCCAAGUGUGCCAACAGCGACUUGUGCUUGCUAGCGGCCGAAAAGGAGUUGGUCUGUCCUUGCAAGGCUGCCGAGACGGAGUGCCUGGUGACGGACUACAACAAGGAUGGCGAGCCGACGGGCUUCUCCACCCAGUGCGUAAAGGAGGGCACCGCCUGUCCCUGUGGCAAGAACACCAUCAGCUGCCCUGAUCCCAACGAUGCCUUGGCAAAGAUCUGUGUUGCCAGCAACAUGCACAAGCGCUGCCCGGCGCCUUGUACCGCUGAUGCCAUCCUGGCAGGUAACAAGAGUUGCGUGCUGACUAAUCUGGACGACAAGGGAGAGUUCAAAUCUGAAACUAUCAAAUGCAUCGGUGCAAACGAGACCUGUGGCAUUGGCGAGGGAAUGAAACGCUGCCCAUCGGGAGCGAGUAUUGCGCUUGAUACGACAUGUGUCAAUUUGUAUACCACUGGUGGCGGCAAUCGUCGACUGAGCACCAGUAGUGCCCAGCGGGAAACCUGCAAUGCCAUCAUCACCAUGUCAAGUUUGCGACCAGAUGCCAAAUCCAAGGCAGAGACGGUUCGAGUGAAGAUGAACAGUGUACCGUUUGGGUCGGGGCUGGGACUCGUGCCAUUCUUGUUGAAAUGGGAGGAAUAG